AUGGCCCCCCUUGUCUUCCUCGUCACCGGAUCCACUUCUGGCAUUGGUGCUGCCUUGGUGGAUCACAUUCUUUCUCGGGGAGACAAGGUCAUUGCAACUGGCAGAAAGGUCGAGGAGCGACUUGGCCACCUCAAGCCCAAGUCGGAUAGCAUUGCCCUCCUGGAGCUCGAGGUCACCGCUCCAAUUGAAGAGAUCAGGGCCAAGAUUGAGACGGCAUGGAACAUCUUCGGCCACAUUGAUGUUCUGAUGAACAACGCUGGCAUGUCAGCCAUGACAACCAUCGAAGACGCAAGUGAUGCAUAUGUGCAAAACAUGUUCGAUGUCAACCUCUUUGGACCGGUUCACUUGACCCAAGCCAUUCUGCCCUUCUUCCGUGCUCAGGGUAAGGGUUGCAUUGCGUUCACUUCCUCCAGUUCGAGCUGGAUGGCCCUCCCCACAAUGUCCCAUUAUUCGAUGGCCAAGGCAGGUCUCAGUUCUUUCGCAGAAUGCCUUCAUAAGGAGGUCAGUGAUCUGGGCAUUCGAAGUGUUGCAUUCGACUGCGGUGGCUUUAUCACCAACCUCAUGCAGCCCCGUGAGGGUGCUCACGCCAGCCCUCCCGGUGCUGAACCUACCGAUGCAUACAAGCCUCUUCUUGGUAGCAUUAUCGGCAUGUUUUCAAACAACCCCAUGGGUCUCAUGCCAGGAUCACCUGCCAAAGCUGCUUCUACUAUGAUUGAUGUGAUUAAGGGAGAGGGCGUUGCGGCUGGCCGACCAUGGGCUGUCCGAGUUAUCUUGGGCUCAGAUGCACUCGACAGCGCGAGAAAUCGACGAGAAGACGAACUUAAGCUGCUCAAGGCCUGGGAGCCCGUUAGUGCGAGCACCGAUGAACGAAAGUUCGCACCUAGAGAUGAUCUUCGGAAAUUCACCAUUGUCACUGGCACAGAGCAGCUCUAA
This is a messenger RNA of Trichoderma virens Gv29-8, 933 nucleotides long. RefSeq lists its product as uncharacterized. The coding region runs from base 1 to 933 and encodes 310 amino acids. The transcript has 2 exons. Gene Ontology annotation, molecular function: oxidoreductase activity. Lineage: Eukaryota; Fungi; Ascomycota; Sordariomycetes; Hypocreales; Hypocreaceae. The record is from RefSeq and is a predicted model, not a curated record.